CCAUUUGAGCCAGUCCAUCAGUCUCCACACUCCUCCUUAAAAGAACUGUCUCUCUGAGUCUCUUUUAAUCUUCUUCAAAUUUCUAACCAUAGCAGUCGAUUUGCAUCUCGCCGGAGAAAUGAAUAUUCCGGCGAUGACUUAUUCUAACUCUAUACGCAAUGUCCGCGUUUCCGACCAUCGCCGUCAUGUCUUACACGAAAAGACCCAAAGCUAAAACCCAUCGUCCUCUCUUGCAUAGUCUCCAAGUUUCACUUUUGUUCUUCUAUAUUUUUCUUUUGAUCAAAUUUUGGUAGAUUAACUCAUUUGCUUAGGGCUUUGAGUGGGUUUUUUUUUUCUGGGAAAAGGGAGAUAAUACUGGUAGCUUAGCAGAGGAGGUUCAAUUUUAACCAACACGCACUGAUUUUUCAUGAAAAUGUACAAAGCAAGAUUUAUCAGGAUCAGAAUGAAUCAUUGAUGAUUAGGCGGUCACUGUCUAAGUAAGCAAAUCUAUGAGAGCGGCUAGCUAGCUCUGAAUAUGGAGCAGCUGCAGAACUGACAAGCAGCAAGUGUUUAAAAUUCCAUAGCAAUCAAUACUUAUUAACCUUCAAUCUCUGUUAUGCCUUUCCCUAUGAAGAUCCAACCUAUAGAUAUCGAUUCUCAGGCACCGGUUCGAGCUGAACCGGCUAAACCGGUUCUGAAAUCGCGUCUGAAGAGACUCUUUGACCGGCAGUUACCAAGCGUGCUGAGGAUUUCCUCUGUGGACAAACCACCUAGCAGUAUCGAAGCUCAGUAUGGGGCUAACAGUAAAGAUGAGCAGUUCGAGCCAAGCUCGGUUUGUUUGGCUAAAAUGGUGCAGAGUUACAUGGAGGAAUCCAACGACAAGCCAUUUCGUGGCCGCCACCGCUGCAAUUGCUUCAACGGAAAUGGCAACGACAGCUCCGAUGAUGAAUUUGAUGUGUUUGGUAAUGGUUUCGGAGAAUCAAUGGGUACAGCUCCUUCUGGCGACGCCUGUGAUUUUCUCAAGAGUUUGAUUCCUUGUGCAAGCGUUGCGGAGAGAAAUCUACUAGCAGACACUGCAAUGAUUUUGGAGAAGAAUAAGAAUCACAAACAGAAAGAUGAUUUUUUGAGGAAGAUGGUAGCCGAUGGAUUAACAUCUCUCGGCUACCAUUCCUCAAUUUGCAAGUCUAAAUGGGACAAAUCCCCCUCUUUCCCUGCCGGUGAAUACGAGUACGUGGAUGUGAUAAUUGAAGAAGAGAGAUUGAUAAUCGAUAUUGAUUUCAAAUCGGAAUUUGAAAUAGCGAGAUCGACUGGGGCCUACAAGGCCAUCCUGCAAUCGUUGCCGUAUAUCUUUGUCGGAAAAUCAGAUCGGCUUGGACAGAUCGUGUCGGUCGUAUCGGAGGCAGCCAAACAGAGCUUGAAGAAGAAAGGCAUGCAUUUUCCUCCUUGGAGAAAAGCCGAGUACAUGCGUGCUAAAUGGCUCUCACCUUAUACCAGACUAAACGAAAACGUUUUGAACAACAACAGCAACACAACUGAAGAGCAAAACGAGAAGUCCUUGGAGAUCAGUGACGAUUGCCGUGGAGAGUUUGAGCUGAUUUUUGGAGAGGAUACCCCGACGUUGGAUUCCGAGUCGUUAAUUUUUUCGCCGAAUAAAAUUUCGGACGAGGAUGAAAAAAAGGUGGAGACAGUGGCGUGGCAGCCACCGGCGGUGAAACCGAAAGGCGUAGAGAGAGGGGCCAGGAUGGUGACUGGAUUAGCUUCUCUCCUUAAGGAGAAACCAUAAAAAAUUUUGGAUUUUUUUAUUUUUCCGAGGCAUAAAAAAUAGAAAAAAAAUAUUAGUGCUAUAUAUAAAUAUGAAUAUAUCUUUUUUUUUCGUUCUUUUUUCGAGGUGAAGGGUUGUGUAAUAUCUGAGGCAGGCGAAUCUACCGUCAAUGUAAUAAAAAACCAAUUAUGUAAAUAUUAGAAAUCAGAAAAAAAUACUAAAAAUAUUAAAGCA
This is a messenger RNA of Populus nigra (black poplar), 1975 nucleotides long. RefSeq lists its product as uncharacterized. The coding region runs from base 596 to 1762 and encodes 388 amino acids. The transcript has 3 exons. Lineage: Eukaryota; Viridiplantae; Streptophyta; Magnoliopsida; Malpighiales; Salicaceae. The record is from RefSeq and is a predicted model, not a curated record.